Daldinia childiae is the source of this 684-nucleotide messenger RNA. RefSeq names its product ATP synthase subunit 5, mitochondrial. The transcript is spliced from 3 exons. The record is from RefSeq and is a predicted model, not a curated record. Gene Ontology annotation, biological process: proton motive force-driven mitochondrial ATP synthesis. Gene Ontology annotation, cellular component: membrane. Bases 1 to 684 code for a protein of 227 amino acids. Gene Ontology annotation, molecular function: proton-transporting ATP synthase activity, rotational mechanism. Lineage: Eukaryota; Fungi; Ascomycota; Sordariomycetes; Xylariales; Hypoxylaceae.
AUGUUCGCCCGACAGGCAUUCCGCUCAGUCCGAGCUGCGGCUCCUCAGCGGACCCUCGCCCGCGCCCCCAUUCGCUCCUAUGCCGCCGCUGCUGCCACCCAGGAUGUCAAGCCUCCCGUUGCCGUCUACGGCCUCGAUGGUACCUAUGCUACUGCUCUGUACACUGCCGCCGUCAAGUCCUCAUCCCUCGACCCUACCGCGAAGGCUCUGAGCGCCCUCGGUGACCUCCUUGCCAAGGACCCUAAGCUUGCCACGAUCUUGACCACCCCUACGCUUUCGGACAGCGACAAGAGCGCCAUCGUUGCGGAGCUGCAGAAGAACCUCGGCGCCGCGAGCUCGAACGAGACCGUCAAGAACUUCCUCGCUACCUUGGCCGAGAACAACCGUCUAGGAAUACUCCCCGGCGUCUCCGAGAAGUUCGGCCAGAUCAUGAGCGCGUCCCGAGGCGAGAUCGAGCUGGUUGUUACCAGCGCCCAGCAAUUGGACAACAAGACUCUUAACCGCAUCGAAACCGCCAUCUCCAAGUCUCAAUACGUCGGACAGGGCAAGAAGCUGAAGGUCACCAACCAGGUUAACCCGGAGAUCCUUGGUGGUCUCGUCGUGGAGAUUGGAGACAGGACAAUCGAUCUUUCGGUCUCGGCCAAGAUUGCCAAGCUGAACAAGCUCCUAACUGACACCUUGUAA